This is a messenger RNA of Haliotis rubra (blacklip abalone), 1431 nucleotides long. Its product is annotated as probable malate dehydrogenase 3. Lineage: Eukaryota; Metazoa; Mollusca; Gastropoda; Lepetellida; Haliotidae. Gene Ontology annotation, biological process: malate metabolic process; oxaloacetate metabolic process; tricarboxylic acid cycle. Bases 245 to 895 code for a protein of 216 amino acids. The record is from RefSeq and is a predicted model, not a curated record. The transcript is spliced from 7 exons. Gene Ontology annotation, molecular function: L-malate dehydrogenase (NAD+) activity.
CAAGUCUACCCCCACUACCACCAAGCCAACCUACACACCUAUAUAGGCCGUCAUUGUAUAUAUACAGCUUCACUGUCCGUCCCACUACAUCCCUGGAAGUGAACACCCUACAGCCUGCUAAUGCAGUUGGACCCAUAAUGCUCUCCUGGACGUGACAUUGGUAGAAACACCUGUGUCAUCCAUACCUGUACUUUGGACCCAACAACCACAACGAACGUCGGCGACUAAACAUAAACGAGGAACUAUGACGUCACAAGUAACCCGGAUUUUAGUGACGCCUGCGUCAUAUCCGACGGCAUACUCCCUGAUUCCCUACAUAGCACAAGGGUAUGUGACGGGCCCUGAACAGGGAGUCGAGAUCGUCCUUCACGACGUCGAGGAGAGGUUUGACGUCAUAAGGGGCGUUGCUAUGGAGAUUAUGGACUGCACGUACCCCCUCGUCAGAGGUAUAUCUACAAACUGCAAUCUCCACCGUGCCAUGAUCGGAGUUGACCUACUGGUCGUCCUUCCCGCUGGCGGUCAAACAGUUUUGGGAACUGACCAAAUGCGGUGUCCAGCCAACAUGAAGGUUGUCCUCGUGGGUGCAAAGAUGGAUCUCAGUGACUUCAAGUCCACAUCAAAUGUUCCAAAUGAAAAUAUUUUAUAUAUUGAGACUCCGGAGGGGUUGAGGCGCUCCAUGACCCUAGCCCACACUAUCAGCAAACAGACGAGGCCGUGGUGGAUAGAGCAUCAGCAGCUACAACAGCAGCAGCACAUAAUGGGAAAACUCGCAUUAGCGGUACAACAGAAUCCCCUAACGGAAAGUUGCAGUCAAGACGCGCUUCUCCAAUCAUCUAACAACGGAUUAUCUCAAGGUCACGGGGAUUAUGAACAUUAUUCAUAUCCAAGACUAUAGCUAUAUUGAAUAUUGAUGCGUGAAUGACAAGCACCGGAGCAAUAUAAUCUGAAACAUUUAUCGACUUUUGAUUAAAAUAUAUCUUCUUUUGCAUGAAUUGUAUGUAGAAUGUGUGUGAUUUGUUCUGAUGCUGAAAUACACUAAAAGCUGCUGUACCAGAGUCACCUUAAAGUCAGGUAAAACUUGGUUUCAUGAUUAUUGCGCGCGCGUGCGUGUGUGUAUGUGUAUGUGUGCAUGUGUGUGUGCUGUUUUGUAUAAAUGUGUGCGGCCAUGUCAUUACCAUGGAUACCGGACCAGUCCUUGUUUCACCCCCUUAAUGCCGGGCGCCAGGCGGGGUUACAACAAAUACCAUUUCUCGUAUUUUGAUACGAGUCGGCCGUGGAUCAAACCACCGACUUUCCGCUCAGUGGGCAGGCGCGAUGUCCCCUGUACCACAGUAGUGGGUCUAUUUAGCAUGUAAGACUUGACUUAUGUAUACAUACGGAUAUAUGUACACUGUGCAUCUGUUGUUGAUAUAAAACCAAAUUUAACUUUCA